AUUGCUCCGCCGAAUGGAUUUUACCUUGAGGGGAAAAUACCUAGUUAAGUCGCCAGCUGAUUUUGUUGAAGAACAAACGGAUCUUGAGUUUCAAGACUAUGAAAACAAAUCUCGAGCAUAAUGUUGCAACAUUUAUUUGAAUGCGGAGCUGACCGAAAUAAGAUCAAGAUCACGGCUGAAUAAUUUUCGUACAAAAAACGAAGGUGCUUGUUUAAGGUCAAAGAAGAUGUCAGUUCGUAUUGGCAGAAGGAGCUUGCGUGCCUGCGCACCGUGUUUCGUCCAGCCACUACAAGUCCAUGUUGAGCCGGACAUGUGCGUCCUGGAAUGUCAUGCGGAUGGAUAUCCGAGGCCAGAAGUCCGAUGGGAAAAGUCCGGGAAACCGGUUGGACGAUCCAGGAGAGUCCACAUGAUACGUUGUGGAGAAAAGUGCUUGCUACAGAUCAAGAUGCCUCAGAGGGAAGACGCAGGUCUCUACACCUGCACAGCCACCAACAUCGUCGGAACAGCAACGACGCACGCCAAGGUAUCCAUUCCAUAUUCUGAUGCAAAAAAAGGCAACGUUUCUCUGAGAUCACCGCUCAGUCCUGCUAAAAUGUCUGGGGUUCGAUCACGAUCGAAGUCGAGGGAACGAUCUACAGAAUCUGUACCUGAAAAUAAAUUGUUUGUAGUUUCUUUAAGGUGCAGAUCACAAAGUACUUCUCGUGAUUUGCCCCAACGAAGUGAAACAGCAUCCAAAUCUAAGCUAAGCAACUUCACCAGCCAUAUAUGGAAGAAAAAUCGGCUACCACCAGAGCGAACGAAAGUUGAAAUCGUCUUAAAUGGUAACACGAAACUUCUUUCCAAAUCCACAGAUGACUGCAGAAAAACUAGGAGAGGCUUUUUGAAUCGUGUGAAAAUUACAGACAUUUUCAAUGGCCAGAAAGCUGAUGAUGUUCUCAAUGAGCCUGUGACUCAAGCCACAAGGAAAUCAUCCGAAAAGAAAUGUAAAAAUAUUGCAAAAGAUAGUGUUAGGACUAAUGGUAAUGUUUGUAGCAGCCCUCCUGUUAAUAAUUUACCUAAAAAGGAGGGAAUACUAAAUGAGCAGAGCACAAUGCAAGCUACAACUCGCGAAAGAAUAAUGUCGUAUUUGAAACGAUUAGAGACGUCUUCAGUGAAACCAAAAGGAAUACCCAGAGAACGAAAAUCUCAUUCGAUAUGUGACACAAGAUUAGAGACGAAUGCCAAAUUCCUCACAGAAGAGGAAGUUCCAAUACAUAGUACAAAGAGAAAUGAAAAUGUCUUUAAAUUUGGUAAAUUCCGAAGGCGAAAGAGUAGUGAAAGCAGUAAAAAAUGUUCCACAGAAAAUACAGAAUGUGAUAGUCUCGGAAUAUCAUAUCAGGAGCAUAAAGUGUUAAAUGCAGAUUCAGUAUUGACAACAAUGUCUGUUAAUGGAACAAAUUUAAAAACAAAUGAUUCUUCUGAUAUUCAUAGUAAUGAACAACAAGAACUUAAUAGUAGUCAAAUGACCUAUCAAAUAUCUCCUGAUAUGGCUGAUGCCAUUUUAUCGAAAGAAGUAAAUGAUUUCCAUCAUUCAGAAAUUAGUUCAAUCAACAGACUUAGCCAAGUAGAGACUUUACCCACUGAUUCCUUUUCAAUAGAAACAAAACAAAAGUUUCAAAAUUUAAAUUCUAGAACAACUGAAAUUAAUUUAAACGAUAGGCUUAAUCAAGCAGAGAAUGCAUCAGUAGGUGACAUUUUAUCAGAAGCAAAAAGUGACUUUCAACGAAUAAAUUUCAAGAUAACAGAAAAUAGUUUAAACAAUAGGCUUGACCAAACACAGAAUGCAUCAACUGAAGAUAUUUCAUUAGCUCCAAGAAAUGACUUUAAGCAAGUUAAUUUCAAUAUAACCGAAACUAACUCAAACAAUAGGCUUGGCGAUGCAGGGAAUAAUACAUCAGCCAAUGCUGUUUCCUUGGAAGCAGAAAAUGAUGUCCAACAAUUAAAAUCUGAUGUAGCUGAAAUCUGUUUAAAUGAUAGGCUUGACGAAGAAAAGAAUAGGUCACCUGACACAGAUACUGAAACUGUAUCUUAUAAAACUAUUGUGUGCAGUAAUUUAGAACAUGCUGAAAUUCCAGAGAUGACCAUAAAUAAAGAAAGGAAGGAUGACACAGUAAAGGAUAUUCAGAACAAUGCUCCCGAAUGUGAAGCACAAGAAGUAAGCGGUACCUUUCAAACAUCUGCAUCAAUUCCUUCGAUACGAGUACAAAAGACUCAAGAAAAGGCAAAAGAAAAGCAAGAUUUACCAUCUUCUGUGCAAGAUUCUACGGCGCCAACUAAAGAUUGUGAUCCUAACGGUGAAAGACAAAGAUCCGGAUCCUUCCAUGGAAGAAAGCAUUGUAAGGGUAAGAUAAGAUAUUCCAGUCCUCUCAUCGAAGAAGAAUGCGAAGUAUUUCUAGACGAAAACAGUUCUCCCAAGACAGAAUCCCUGGAGUCAGAUUUACAGCGAGUGUCGUCCCCUGUCGAGUGCCCAGCGAGGAUCGUCAAGGGCCCUCAGAGUGUCACCGUCCUCAGGGGUGAAUCCGUUACUUUGGCCAUUUCUUUCAACGGAUAUCCAAUUCCGAAGGUUAUUUGGAUGAAAGGUGGACGAGUGCUAGUGGGUAACGGCCGCUUGUCCAUUCUUGAAGGCAGAGAGAUGUCUGUAGUGACGGUGAACGAUGUAACCGCAGAUGACAGUGGAAAAUAUGUGGUCAGUGUCGAAAACGAAGGAGGUGGGGAUUCCUGUUUUGCUUCUGUUGCAGUUGUUGGAUUUCCUGAGCCUCCAGGUGGAGAACCAAAUGUAAGCGAUGUCACGGACCAUUCUUUAGUACUUAGUUGGUAUGGCUCUAUGUACGACGGUGGCAGUGUUGUAACUGGAUACAUAGUGGAAAUGUGUUCUUUACCAGAAAGAAAAUGGCACAAAGUUGCGUCUUCUGUAAAUACCAGUGGUUCCAUCCAAGGACUUUCUAAAGGCCAGCGAUAUAUUUUCCGAGUUCGAGCAGAGAACAGGUACGGUGCCAGCCACCCUAGCAAAGAAUCCAAAGUGAUAUGUUUGGACGAUUAUCUUCAGUAUGAUACAUCAUCUGAUGAAGAACCUGGUACGUUACCUGACUUUUCCUUCGAUUCUAUCCACUUGUUAUAUUAAUCUAUUAGUUCUGUCUUCCAAACAAAUGUAUCUAGAAA
Stegodyphus dumicola is the source of this 3198-nucleotide messenger RNA. RefSeq lists its product as uncharacterized. Gene Ontology annotation, molecular function: protein kinase activity; protein binding; ATP binding. NCBI's taxonomy places the organism in Eukaryota, Metazoa, Arthropoda, Arachnida, Araneae, Eresidae. Gene Ontology annotation, biological process: protein phosphorylation. The record is from RefSeq and is a predicted model, not a curated record.